CGAGAUACCUAUUUUCAGUACUCUACCUACAAGGGCCAAACCCCUCCAGCCUCAAGUCGAUAUUACAAUGCAAAGGUGAAAAUGACCAGAUCAAGCAAGUACCUUUAGAUGGCAUAAUCAUCAGCUCGGAGGCAUACCAGAGUCAGCACAGUACCACCUUCUUCGUCAUGCAACAACGACCUGUCGGGUGUCGCUGCUGACAUCCGAGAUAUCAUGUUCCGAUACCCAGAGGCCCCCUUGGCCAUCUCUCCUUAAAACAGCAAAGGAUUUCCCGCAAGGGGCGGUAACAAGGGAAGUCUUCCUCGGACCCUCCGCCCCCUCGUCUACGAUGCACAAAAGAAAAGGAAUGGCCUGCAAUGCAACCGCCCAUCGUGGACAGCAUCUCAUCUCUGGCGUUGCCGCCUUUCAGAUGCGCCGUGCGCUCCUCUAGCGCUCUGUGCCACUGUGGCGUUGGAUGGGGUCAAACGCCAUGGAUGCUAUUCGACGUCGCCCACGUCACCCUUGUCCCAGGUCUUUCAGUCGGCCCCGAACAACGAGCAGGUCAACCUUCAAAGGCCAUGGAUGCAGAGCAAUUUGAGCAAACAAGCCAGCAUUUCCUGGCAUCGUCGUCUGCUGAUGAUGAUUUUUUGGCCCUGAGUGGCAGCCAAAAUCUGGAUUGUGCCCUCAGCUCGCGACUCAGACGUCCGAACCGUCCGCUAUUCGGCCAACUGUGUCGGAGUUGGGCACCAACCCUUGGACAACGAUCCCUAGUUCUUGUUCGCUUUCUCUCCGAGCAAUUGGGCUCUAUCCCCGACCCUACUUACCCUGCCUCCCGACGGGACUGGUGCCUCGCGAGUGCUUGCCAUGGCCAGAGGAUACUUACAGAGUAGGCGAUUGAGGAUGGCCUAGGUAUCCCAUCAUGAAUGCUGGCCGAGGUGCCAUGUCCGUUUGGCAAUCAUCUUGAGCCGCCGUCCUCCGCCAGCAUGAUUCUUUGAUGGCCAGUUGUCGUUCACCAACAUUUGUGAGUGAGCUACGGCUUUGUGGCGGUAACGACACCCGCGCUUUGUUAGCCUUGGAUAGGUGCAGUGCCGUAAUCGGCAUAAACGAGCUUAGGAGGCCGCGGAAAGGCAAUUAAAUGCCUCUCCCCAUAUCUUCUCGGCUGUCAGUUGUGAGUAAGCGUGCCUCAAACCCCGGAAGGCAGCUCCAGUGACUUGCAUAUUGACAUCCUAAAUUAGAGACGUUCGAGAAGCGGC
Molecule: messenger RNA, 1232 nt
Organism: Colletotrichum phormii
Lineage: Eukaryota; Fungi; Ascomycota; Sordariomycetes; Glomerellales; Glomerellaceae
Exons: 1
Coding region: 357-869 (170 amino acids)
Source: RefSeq, a predicted model, not a curated record